Molecule: messenger RNA, 942 nt
Organism: Rhodofomes roseus
Lineage: Eukaryota; Fungi; Basidiomycota; Agaricomycetes; Polyporales; Fomitopsidaceae
Exons: 3
Coding region: 1-942 (313 amino acids)
Biological process (GO): rRNA base methylation
Cellular component (GO): cytoplasm
Molecular function (GO): rRNA (uridine-N3-)-methyltransferase activity
Source: RefSeq, a predicted model, not a curated record
AUGGCCAAGGGCAAGGGCAAGAAAACGUCGCUCAAGGCUUCACUCUCCUCCCAGCAAUCCAGGCUGAAGAAAAAGCAGGAGGCUGCCCAUGCAGAGCAGAUCGACAAGGCGAAACAAAGUGCACGGGCGAAGGGCAAGGCAAAGGCUCUGCCGCCGCGACCGACCAUCCCGUUCGAGCCUACGGAUCGUAUCCUGCUGAUCGGCGAGGGGAACUUCUCAUUUGCUCGCGCUCUCGUCUUCGAUGCCCCUAGCGCCCUUGAGUUCCUACCGCCGGGCAACGUGACGGCCACUGCAUACGAUAGCGAAGACGAUUGCUACUCGAAGUAUCCGGAUGCCCCGGAGGUCGUAGCCACCUUGAGAAAGAAGGGAGUACAGGUCAUCUUCAACGUCGAUGCGACGAGGCUGGAGAAACACACGGCCUUGAAGGGGACGAAGUGGGACAAAAUCGUAUGGAACUUUCCCCAUGCGGGUAGAGGUAUCACAGACCAGGACCGCAACAUUCGGUCAAACCAAAUCCUGAUCGUGUGCUUCCUCCGAUCCGCUGCACCUUUCCUCGCGACGGGCCCAGUCCCGACCAUCAUGCAGCCUCGGAAGCGGAAGGCAGACCCCGAUGAGGAAGAGGAUGAUGCUCCUGAAAAUGCAGAAGAAGGAGACGCGAGCGACCUUGCGGUCAGUCCGCGGGGUAGCAUCCUUAUUACACUUCGCAACGUCCCUCCAUAUACACAGUGGGACGUCCCGAGAUUGGCUAAGAAACCACCGCCGCCUGCCUCAUCUUCGACCCAACCAGUUCCGCGCUUUGUGCAGUUACGGUCAUUCGUGUUCCACAGGGCACUCUGGAAAGGUUAUGAACACCGUAUGACGAAGGGCGAGCGAGCACAUGGUGAGGGAAAGACGGGUGAGGGAGGUGAGGACCGUACAUGGCAGUUUUGCUUGGCUGAAUAG